AUGCGUCGCCCGUUAUUUCUAGUCAUAGCUUUUAUACUGUUGUUUGGACUCCUGGUUGCUUGCGGAGGAGCCGCAGAGCAGACCGAGGAGGAAACGAGCGAGACCACGUCUGAAACAUCCCAAGCCACGACCGCCACAGAGGCGGCCCCGGAGCCGGAAGCUCAGGAGCAGGAAACCCCUGAAGCCGAGGCAAUGAUGGAGGAGGAGCAGGAAACCCCUGAAGCCGACGCAACGAUGGAGGAGGAGGGCGAAGAGGAGCAGGAAGAAUCAACAGCCACACCCGCUCCUGCGGUGGAUCCCGCGCUGGUCGAGUACGCGGCCCAACACGCCAACGGACCUGGCGCGAUAUAUGUCGGCGACAUCAACCAACUCGUCGGCCCCGCACCCUCGACCAGUCAGGGCGACUUCGACGGAAAUGUCACCCUGGAAUCCUUGCAGCGCCACCUGUGGAUAUACGACAGUGACAUCUACCAGGAACUGCUGGAGAAGGCGAACCUGACCAACCCGACGCCCUUGGAGGUCUCCGGUGAAUCUAUUACGAUUCAGCACGCCUGUAUCAACCGGGCGCUGCUGCCCUGCCAGCUGCUGGAGACGUACUUCACGCUGAACCUUCGCGACCGGACGGAUGGUCAGGUGGAAUUCAUCGCGAGUUCCUUCCCCGAGUUGGGCCUGGCAGGCCCCGAUACCCUGAGCCUCGUUUCCCAAAGGACACUGGACUCAGCCAACAUCUACGGUGGCUAUGUCGGUGGAGAGUUGCCUCCCAUCGAGAUUCAGAACCUGUGGGGCAUCUAUUCCAGUCGCGAACAGGAAUUUCAAGCCACGCAGGCCAUUAUCAAGGACAUCGAGGAACUGGUCCUGGAGGAUACCGGCGGAGUGAUCAUGAACCACAACUGGUUCGCCGGCAACGACCAGUUCUUCUUCUGCCGGGAAAAGGUCGACAGCAUUGACGGAUUCGCGGGGAAAAAGACCCGCAGCCACAGCGCGGCGCUGUCGGAUUGGAUUGAAGGCAUGGGAGCCGAUGCACAGUUCGUGGCUUUCGCCGAGGUGUAUACGGCCAUCGAGCGCGGCAUCUUGGAUUGCGGCGUGACCGGAGGAGAUGCCGGAUACGGGCAGCGGUGGUACGAGGUUACCGACUACAUUAUCGGCCCCCUGGUGAGCUUCCCCUCUACAAACAACGUGAUCAACGGUGACCUGUGGAACGAAAUCCCGGAAAAUCUCCAGGAUAUCAUCCUGGAGGAGGCAGCAAAGUCGGAGCUUGAGGCACUGCGGUUAUCUGCGAUCCAGAACGAGAUGGGGCUGCUCAAAAACACGUCAGAUGACCCCCGCGGGGCGGGACUGGAUGCAAUGGAGUUCGUCCCCUUCUCCGACGAGAUGAAUUUCCGCAGCCUGAACACAGCGGUGAUGGAGCACGUAGUGCCAGCCUGGGUGAACCGCGUGGGCGAUGCCAGCCAUCCCAUCAUUGCCGAUACGUUCAACAACAAG
Molecule: messenger RNA, 1482 nt
Organism: Geodia barretti
Lineage: Eukaryota; Metazoa; Porifera; Demospongiae; Tetractinellida; Geodiidae
Source: the annotation of a GenBank genome assembly